GAUCCAUACUAUAGAUUUAAUGAUGUGAUGUACAGAUGGAUCUCACUUGAUAACUGGACUUACAGCAGGACGUUCAAAACUCCUUUUGACAUCAGAAAGUGGCAGAAAGUGAAUUUGGUUUUUGAGGGAGUAGAUACAGUAGCACAGAUCGUGCUCAACAAUGUCACUCUUGGGAGAACAGACAACAUGUUCACCAGAUACAGCUUUGAUAUUAGCAGUGUGAUCCAGGAGGUCAAUUGCGUUGAGGUCCGUUUCUUGUCAGCCGUUUUGUACGCAGCAGAGCAGAGCAGAUGUCACAAAGGACACAGCAUCCCCCCGGCGUGCCCUCCACCUGUGCAGAAAGGAGAGUGCCACGUUAAUUUCAUCAGAAAGGAGCAAUGCUCAUUUAGUUGGGAUUGGGGCCCUUCUUUUCCCACUCAAGGAAUCUGGAAAGAUGUUAGGAUUGAGGCCUAUGACCAUUAUCACCUGAUUUAUUUUUCUGUAACUCCUCUCUUUGUAAAGAGUGCUCAGCAGUGGUGUCUUGAAGUCGAGUCUGUUUUUGAUGUAGUCAGCUCCAAGCCAAUCGCAGGUCUUGUGACUGUGAACAUUCCCAAGUUACAAACGCAGCAAUCGUUCAGUGUGAAGCUUCAACCUGGAGAAGGCAGCAUUGUGCUGCAUGUAAACAUCAACAAGAGUGCUGCAGUGGAGGCUUGGUGGCCAAAUGGACAUGGAAAGCAAACUGGAUACAACAUGACAACAACUUUCAUGAUGGAGGCAGGAUGCCAGAUUGAGAAGUUUUCAAAGGUCUAUUUUCGGACAGUAGAACUUAUUCAGGAGCCUAUUCCUGGAUCACCAGGUCUGAGUUUCUACUUCAGAAUCAAUGGCCGACCCAUUUUUAUUAAGGGUUCAAACUGGAUUCCAGCAGAUUCUUUCCAGGACAGAGUGACCUCUGACACACUAAGGCUACUCUUGAAGUCUGCAGCAGAUGCUAACAUGAAUGCCCUUCGGGUUUGGGGAGGAGGAGUAUAUGAACAAGAUGAAUUUUACGAUAUUUGUGAUGAAAUAGGAAUAAUGAUUUGGCAGGAUUUCAUGUUCGCGUGUGCACUAUAUCCAACCAACCAGAAUUUUUUAGAAUCCGUAAGAGCAGAAGUUACUCAUCAGGUGCGACGUUUAAAAUCUCAUCCAUCAAUUAUUCUGUGGAGUGGUAACAAUGAAAAUGAAGCAGCAAUUGCAAGCAACUGGUUCUCCAUACCUUAUCCUGACAUAGGAGUCUAUAUCAAAGACUACGUGACCCUUUAUGUGAAGAACAUACGUGAAAUAGUUCUUUGUGAAGAUAAGAGUCGUCCUUUUGUGACAUCCAGUCCCACCAAUGGCUUGGAGUCAGUCAAAGAAGGCUGGCUCUCCCGGAAUCCUUACGACACCCAUUAUGGUGACACACACUUCUAUGACUACAGCCAUGACUGCUGGAACUGGACAAUGUAUCCUAAAACUCGUUUUGCUUCAGAGUAUGGAUUUCAGUCCUGGCCUUCCUUCAGUACCAUUGAAAAGGUUUCCUCCCCUGAGGACUGGUCCUACACAAGCAAUUUUUCUCUCCAUCGGCAGCACCAUGAAGGUGGCAAUAUUCAGAUGCUUCAAGAGAUUGGGCGUCAUUUCAAACUUCCCCAGUGCCCAGAUCCUGUAAAGCAGUUCAAGGAUAUGAUUUACCUCACUCAGGUGAUGCAGGCUCAGUGUAUAAAGACAGAAACUGAAUUCUAUCGUUUUAGUCAAAGUGAAAUAAUCAAUGGAGAAGGACACACCAUGGGAGCUCUGUACUGGCAACUCAAUGACAUUUGGCAGGCACCUUCAUGGGCUUCCUUGGAGUAUGGUGGUAAGUGGAAGCUGCUCCAUUAUUUUGCCCAGAACUUCUUUGCACCACUGCUGCCUGUGGCCUAUGAAGACAAAGGGAUGUUGCACAUUUAUGGUGUCUCAGAUCUUCAUGAGGACCACAAGGUGACUUUGAGGGUCUCAGUGCACGCCUGGAGCUCUUUGGAGCCCGUGUGCACCCUUGCCAAAGAAGGUGUGACUGUUAAAGCACAGAGUGCUGUCCCCAUCUACAAGGAGCCCAUCUGUGACCUUCUGGGAAGAUGCAGAAAUUGUACCAGGGAAAGCUGUGUGAUUACUUUCUGUCUCGUGGGAGAAGAUGGGCUCCAGAGUCCUAGGAACCAUUACUUCCUUUCAUCACUCAAGGAUGCUGUGGGAUUAGAGAAGACCCAGCUUAGUGCCUCUGUGUCCCAACAAGAUGGCAUUUAUAUAUUUGUUCUUCAGACCACUGCAAUUGCUCCUUUUGUUACUUUGGAUGUAGGGAGUAUAAAAGGCAGAUUUAGUGAUAAUGGUUUCCUUAUGACUGAAAAGAAGAAAACAGUUGUGUUUUAUCCUUGGGAACCUACUAGUGUUGAAAAGCUAAAAAGUUCACUAAUUUUGACCUCUCUACUGGAUGUUGUCUGAGAAUACUUCAUUUCAUUCUAGAUAAAGAGUGAAACAGGAGGAGAAAUAAAAAUUAGAAGAAUUUGAUUGAAGCUCUGAAGUGACGUGCACUUUAAACUGGCUAAAAAAUAUAUUGUGUCUUCCUGUCUUGUGAAUUGUAACUGCUGGUUCAUUGUAAAGAUACCAACAGCAAAGCUUACAUAUAAUAUAUGUGGUGUAUUGAAAACACAUCCAUAUUUUUUUCUAGUUUCACUAUGCUGUAAGUGGAAGUUCAGUUUAGGAUACCAGCAAGGUGUAUGCUGAGAGCAAGGGAGAAGGAUAGGGAGUGAAGCUGGGACUGCCUCCAGCCACUCCAUGGGCAGGUUGCUAAACAUUUGGCUUGUCUGUCAGCCUUGGUUUGGAAUGCAGCUGGGGUCUUGCUGGUGUUCCACAAGGAUCCUCUGUCCACCCAAGCAAAUAUUAAUUUUCUUGCAAAGCAGAAUCAGCAUGGCAGUAGGUGGAGUUUGAAGGAGCUCUGGCACUGAAGUCCAUCGCUGAUGUAAAAGCAGCACGAGGGCAUUGCUCAGUGGUGGUGUGGGGGUCUGGGGCACGUGUGGGGCAGCAGCUCUGUGUUCCACUGGAGAACUCAGACUCAGUUGAGUUGUGAUCACAGCUUUAAUGAGCAUGUUGAUACUUUGGUGUUAACCAAAGCUGACAUACUCCUGAGCGAGAGGAAAAACUUACAGAUGAAAGGGAAAUGAUUAAUGAGAGUUUCUUACAGAUGCUUUAUUGGGUCACCAAAACAACUAACUGCAGUUGCAUCUGGUUCAAAACAAGUCCUAGUUAAAAGAAAACAUGAAAACAAUCAAAAUAUGGAUGUGUAUGUGCCAGUGUUAAUAGAUUUUGUAAAAUAGAUAGGGAAAUUGACAGUCAUGAGUAAAACUUAACAAAUGCAGGCGCUGACAAAGGAAAUGAAAAAGCUGUUCUGAGAGGCAUCAUGGGCCAACAAUACCAGAAAAAUCCUCCAGCUUUUUGGUGUCCUGGAAUCAAGGUGGAAUCAAAGCAUAAGGAGUCUUUUGGAGCCUGCAAAGGUUUGGACUGACCACUGGCCAUUACUCUAGAACUGCUUUAUUUCAAGGCAUGAUCACCCAGAAACACGAGAAGCUGUGGAUGGUGGGAGUGACACCCAGGUUACUGAAGACUGAGCUGAGCCAAGAACCACCCUGUCAACACUCCUUCUUUGUGCCAAAAAAGUUGGCUAGAGGUAAGUGACAGUGGUACAGUGCCCCUCCUGUUUUUUUUUUAUCACGAACUCUGAUGCCUGUUCUGUUUAGUUGUGCCAACAUCAAUAACAGGACACUCACCAUCUCAGAAUUGAUGUCAGACAAGAAGAAACACUGCUCAUGAGCACAGUUACUACAGGAGAUUCUAGAUAGCCCAAAGGAGAGCUGUCUCAUCAGAAAUUUGCUGAAACACUAUGUUGGUUUCAGUGUAAAUGAUUCUCUGCUGCCAUAAUAAGGAGAACUAAAACAAGGAAGAGGCCUUAAUCUCAAAGUACAGAUGCUCAGCAGUAGCUGAUAGUCCUGCUCUCCUCCAUAAAAGAUACUUUAGGCUUAAGACAGGUGGCUUGCAACCUUUCAUUUUAGUGCUUGGAAAUCAGCAUGAUCUUGUAUCGAUGCCUAAAAUAGAGAUGCUAAAUCUUCAAUACCUCUGCUUGCAAAGUAAUGUAAGAAUCACAGCAGGCACAGACAGGAGCAUUAAUUUUGGGGUUUUAUUAUAAAAGUAAAAUAAAAAUAAGCAUUUAAAAAGCACGCUUUUCCAAAAAGGAACAGAUAUAAAAAAAAACUAUUUACAAGUAGGAAAAUGCCAAACUUGAAAAAAUUUUGAAUAAGAGGCACCAAAGUUAAGUUUAAAUACAUUAUUUGAAAUAUACAAGAUUCUUUUAGGAUUCUCUUUUUUCGCUAAGUUGUCUCUGUUGUGAUUAAAGUAAUGAUUUUUCUUUGCCAGCUAUUUUAUAAGCUGUUUGCAUGCAACUGUGCUGCAAUAAUUAUGAAGAGAGCAGCUAGAAACUGUAUCCUCUGAUUGUUCCUGUGCUUAACCUCUUUAGUAAGUUUGUAUUAUGCAUUAACAACUUCUUUUUCAUUUGUAAAAGAAAAUCCUCACAGACCAGGGAAGUUCAGUAAGUCUUUGACAACAUCCAGACCUCUGUAUUAAUGCAGCAGUGGAGCCCUGGUUGUUGUAAAUGGCUUGUAAAUGAACACAAUUAAAUGUACUUGAGGAAGGAAGCAGUGCCUAGAAGUCACACGCUGCAGUUGCCAUUUGUUUGGGUUCAGGUGAGAUUCUUCCAGUGUACUUUUGGUUGUGAGUUCCCUUCCCUCUGGCCAGGAUGACACUGACGUAAUUUGAAAUGUCCCAUUUCUUCCUGUAACUGAAGAUCACUAGUCAGCUAUGUAAUUGCUUUGCCCUGAGCUUUGAUGUCCACAGCCCAGGGCCAUUUUGCCAAGUGUUAGUGAGGACUUGCUGCUCAGAGAGUCUGAAUAGGUGAAGCUCAGCUUGCGGAAGGAGGUCUCCACACCACUGUCACACACACUUUCAGGGUCUUGGAAUCUGCUGUUGUAGAGCUCACCUGAGGGACAGAGCAAAGGGAAACAUCAUUUGUGUGGCCUGAGCAAGGUUGCUUUGAGAAAAGCCUAAGGCAUAUAAACCAACAGGGUCAAGCUCUUCAAUAGGAAAAUAGGUCUAACAUGAGGUAUUGUAAUAGGAAAAGCUGUACUGACUGUUUCCAGGCCACCAAAGCAUGUGCUCUGAUGUACUGCUGGCAGAGAUCAGCUUGCAGUUGGAGAUUGGAUGAGAUGAGAAGCCUGGUGCUCUACUGACACUAAUGCUGUCACUGCAGUUGGGUCAGGACUCUGCCCAACUGUGGUGAUCACAGGGCAAAAGGCUCUCUGGUUCUCAGAGUCACACUCUGUGCAAGUGUGCAACUCCAGGAUGAGGCUCCUAAAACUUCUAAUUCAUGUUAUUUCAACUUACAGAUUUCUUUUUGAGAGCUUUCAUCUAGUAAGUGACCCCAAAAUAGGAACAAGUCAGUAGCAUUCAUCACCGGGGCAGGAUCCACAGGAGUGCCUGACUGUAAGCUGGAACUGAAGGUACCAUGUGGGAUCGGUGUGGCUAAAACAGUGCUGGUACCUUAAGAGUUCAGUCUUGUUCUUCUAAGCAAACAUCUUAAACUGUGAGAUGCCCUCUGUGUUGCAGAAGGAGCAGAACCCCUCUUACCCUUCAAGAUGAAUCUAAAGGGACAGUAUGUGUACAAGCACAUUUUCGGGUGGGUGUGAAGGUUUAUUCCAUGACUGACCAAAGAGUUUUCUAUAGAGAAUAAACUGGCAAUGUUAGAUUGGAAUGGA
Zonotrichia albicollis (white-throated sparrow) is the source of this 5822-nucleotide messenger RNA. NCBI's taxonomy places the organism in Eukaryota, Metazoa, Chordata, Aves, Passeriformes, Passerellidae. The record is from RefSeq and is a predicted model, not a curated record.